This is a messenger RNA of Pseudonaja textilis, 1284 nucleotides long. Lineage: Eukaryota; Metazoa; Chordata; Lepidosauria; Squamata; Elapidae. The record is from RefSeq and is a predicted model, not a curated record.
GGAGUCGCCGACACCGUUUGUCUGCUUGGGGCUGCCCCUUGGAACUGAGCAUGCACAGAGUGCUAUUUCUCAAAAAGACUUUCCCUUGGUGAAGCUCGCCGUUCUUUUAUUGGCCUAAGAUUUAAAUCCGAGGCAUCUGAUUUUUGCAAAGCAGUGAAAUACUUUGGUCCCGUGAAUAUCUCAUGUGCAACCUUGGAUUUGAACGCAGGACUGCAGCUUAAGGCUGCGCUUAACUCCUGUACCGAAAUCCUAAACUUCUUUAUCACCGUUAACAUUUGGAGAUUUGGGGCUUUUGUCAUGACUUCCAUCUCUGGAAAAAUCAUUGGAAUCAAAGCCAACUUUAUAUACUGCUUUUAAUUCCCCUGGUGGAAAGGCCUUUUAAAAAUCCUUCUUGCCCAUUCUUGCAAUAUCUUGAAGGCAUAAUAGCAUUAUUAAAACCUAACCAAACCAUGGAAGAAGCCAGCACUGUGGAAGAAGGGGAAGUGACCUCGGGAAUGCAAUCCUUGGCAGUAGAAGAUGGGCCUGCUCCGGAUUUAGCUUCUGCCACUGAGGAACAAGAGGACACUGCCAAAGAAACAGAGGGGGAAUUAUCAGGGAAGGGGGAGGAAUCUGCUGAAGAGGAUUGGUGUGUCCCCUGCAGCGACGAGGAGCUGGAUUCUCCAGAUAACUGGAUGCCUGAACCUGAGGAGAUCCACCGUUUAUAUGAGCUCAUUGCUGAGCACGGGUCUCUGGAGAUUCAGGCCGAAAUCCUCCCUCGGCGCAACCCAACCCCAGAGCCUGACAGUGAAGAUGAAGAUAAAUCUGAUGGACAAUCUGAAUACCAGGAAGAAGAGGAGGAGGAGAAGCCUCAUAUACCUACCGAGUUUGACUUUGAUGAUGAGCCUUCCUCUCCCAAAAGCUCCCUGGUUGAUCGACGGAGAACUCCUGGGACGUUAGCUAAGAGUCAGAAAAGAGAAGCCCGCCUGGACAAGGUGCUGUCAGACAUGAAGCGCCAUAAAGUGCUGGAGGAGCAAAUUAUGAAGACCGGGUGUGACCUCUUUGACCUUGAUUCAGAUGAUGUACCCACUCCAAAACGACCCUCCGGUCUCUUCCUUCGUCAGCGCAAAUACUGACGGUAAUGAAGAAGAUAAGCCGAGAGAGGAAGAUGGAGUGGAACUAUGGGGGCAGAUACGAGGGGAGCGAACUCCUGCAUAAACCCUGGACCUUGACACUGAUCCUGUAUGGCUUGCUGGAGGUACUUGCUUUCAAUUUUUAAGGUGUAAUAAAGCUCUGUGAGUAUGACUU